AUUAGGUAAUUUCCUCCCCGGCUAGGCUACAAUGGAGAAUUGAAACCAAAUUUAGGCCAUUCAUACUUGAAAUUAUAUUUUAAAUAAAUUCAGAGAAAUAUAUUGUCCUAAAGUUGUGUCAUAGUUCACUGGGUUACCUGCAAUAGUAUCUUUAAUCAGAUCGUAAGGGACAGAAACAUUUGAAACAUGUCUAAAGAAGAAUUUCAACCAGCAGCAGUACAGCCCCCCUCUGACACGAGCAUGGAUAAAAAUGAAGUGCAGAAGACCAACCCUGCAAAGACGCCAAUACAAAUCCUGCAUGAAUAUGGCACCAAAAGUGGGAACCUCCCUGUGUACGUGAUGGAGAAGGCUGAAGGAGAGGCUCACCAGCCCAGCUUUGUCUUCAGCGUGAAAAUCGCUGAUGUCAGCUGCACAGGUCAGGGUCCAAGUAAAAAGGCUGCCAAACACCAGGCUGCCGAGGCUGCACUGAAGAUCCUGGACAUAGACGCUGGAGCAGUGAACAUUCCUGUGAAGUCAGAGAGUAAUGGAGUGGCAGCAGAAACAAACAACCAUCCUAACUCUGUUGGGGUUCUGCAGGAGUUAGCUUUGCAGAGAGGAUGGCGUCUUCCUGAUUACACAGUUUUAAAGGAGGCAGGCCCUCCACACAAGAGAGAAUUCACAGUUACCUGUCGAAUAGAGUCCCUGACAGAGAAAGCUGUUGGAAAUUCAAAAAAGUCAGCAAAGAAGGCUGCUGCGGAGAAAAUGGUGGCAAAGCUUCAAAGUCUGUCAGGCUGUUCUGAAAUCACAUGGACUCCUAAACCUAAUGUCCGAUUUGAGAACUUGAGAAAUUCACAAGCAGAGAAGAUAACGUUGCUGAGGAGAAACCCGCUGAGCAUUCCUAACACAGAUUACAUUCAGAUGAUGCUGGAGUUGUCCAAAGAGCAGGGCUUCGAGGUCACAUACUUCGACAUCGAUGAGCUGACGGUGAACGGCCAGUACCAGUGCUUGGCGGAGCUGUCCACCUCCCCGGUCACCGUGUGUCAUGGCACAGGUAUUUCCUGCAGCAAUGCCCACAACGACGCAGCACACAGCGCACUCCAGUACAUCAAGAUCAUGGCCUCCAUCAAGUAAACGCCACCACAGUCGACAUGUGCUGCACCUGUACUGUCACAUUAACAAACUGACAUCCAAUCAGGCAAGGAUUUAGUUACUCUUCCCUCUUGUCUUCAUCUGCGUGGACAAAAUAAGGUUAAGGUAUAUUUUUAUAAUAAUGUACAUCAUAAAGCAGAUCUUACUCUAAAACAACACAUUGACUUAAACCAGGCAGUUUUAAAGCAGUAGCUGCAAAGUUUCCAGGUUGUACCAUCAUGUUUUAUUUAAUUAAAAUUAAAUUCAUACAGUUUCAAAUUAUGAUCCACUUCCAUUUUAUAAGCUUAGUUUGAGUUUUUUCUGCUUUCUUGUAUUUUUUGUUUUUUAUAUCAGGAUGGCUUUAAGGUUCCUGUUGACUUAUUAUUUUUUUUUAUUCCACAUGUUUAUUUCUUUCAGAAUGAAGUGUAUAUGUAUGAGCUGAUCUUAAACUUUUAAUUUACUUCACAGAUAUUUUCCUUUCUUAAACUGAACAAAAAAAGUCAGAUGAAAUUGAGCUAGAAAGGAAAGUGAGAUUAUUUUUAAUAUUUAUUUUUCCUACUUCCACUCCUCCACCAGCCAUUAUGCAAUCCAUACUUCAACCCCUGCUGACUUUAUCUGCUGGACUCUGAAAAUAGAUAAAACGUGCUUCUUCAUAUUCUGACGCCCUGUUGCCAUGUUUUGCAGUGUGCCUCAUAGCAGCGUGUGAUAAAUUUAAUAAAUAAAAACUUGUAGGUCGCUGUGCUCUGCUGUGUGAACUGAACCCCUGUGGAGAGCAGCAACAUUAAAAUAAACCAUGACACUAAAUGCUAA
This is a messenger RNA of Cheilinus undulatus (humphead wrasse), 1917 nucleotides long. RefSeq names its product protein kinase, interferon-inducible double stranded RNA dependent activator (gene prkra). The transcript is spliced from 8 exons. The record is from RefSeq and is a predicted model, not a curated record. NCBI's taxonomy places the organism in Eukaryota, Metazoa, Chordata, Actinopteri, Labriformes, Labridae. The coding region runs from base 187 to 1110 and encodes 307 amino acids.